CAGGAAUGCCCGGUCCGGCGGGAGGGCGGCAGGAAGCGGCGAGCGCUGCAGGUAGGAGCGGGGUUAGGGUGGGGGUCCCUGUGCUGUAGGACCACCAGGUGCUGCUCCCAUCUCCCCCAUCCCGGCUCUUUUCUUCCCAUCUUCCUCCCGGCUCCUCUUCUUCCUCCUCUGCUGCCAACGCCCCGUAGCCACAGGAAUCCCAGUUCUACGGCACCGGCACCCAGCCAGCCCUCACCUGCAGCCCAUGGGACCCCAUCCCUACAGCCUUGGUGACCCUCUACCCCCAUUCCAUAACCCUGGUGGCCCUGGGAGCUCUGCCCUAUAGCGCCGGUGGCCUUGGGAUCCCACCCUUUCUUCCCAGUGGCCCUGGGAUCCUAUCCCUUUAACCCUGGUGGCCCUCAGACCCCAUCCCUUAAAACCAAUAGCCCCAGGAACGUUGUCCCAUAACUGUAGUGGCCACUGGAACCAAUCCUUGUCUCUGUUGGCCCUAUGGGAUACAGUGUGGUGACCCCCAUCUCCCUGCUCCGCAGCCCUGGCACCUGAACCCCGGUGUCCCUGCUACCCCCACCCCAUAGCCCCAAGGCCCUCCCUUUGUCCCAGACCCCAGGGAUACUCCAUGUCCCCAUUGCUGUCACCACCCUGCCACAGCCACUGGGUCGGGGUAACCUGAGGCCAUGGUGAGGGGCUGGUGGAAGUGGGGCUCUGUGGGGUCCCCAUCCACACCCUACCCACCCCCAACACCUUUGUUAUCCCUACAUCUCCCCUUUGAGAACUAGGCAGGGACACCAAGAGCUGGCAGGGUUUGGGGAUGAGGGGAGAGAGCAGUGGGAUGGGGCUGAGGCUGGGAUAAUGAUGGGGAUGGGACAGGGAUGGGGAUGGUGGUGGCCCUGUCCAUCUCAGUGCCACGGUGCUGUGGCACCAUGCGGGCAGGGCCCCGGUGCCCACCCGGCCGUGGACUUGGAUCUCACAACAUCGCCAUCGGGAAGUGGGGAUGGAGCGGCCGCGGGUGAAUGAUUAACCCCGAGUGCCACCAGCACAGCACGGUGCCACACACGCGUGUGUUACGUGUGCCGCGUGCCAGGCGGUCGCACUGCCGCACCGGGCUUUGCUUGCUUCUGCUUGUCCUGGGCAGCGUGUGCCGCGCCAUGCCAGGCCAUGCCAAUCCACACUGAGCCACGCCAGGUCAUGCCGAUCUGUGCCGAGCCACGCAGGGUCCCCUGGAGCACCGCCGUGUCCCCGUGUCCCCUCGUGUGUGGGUGCCGGCAGCGGGCAUGGAGCCAUGGGCGAGGGCGGCACGGCGCGGCGGGGGGCCGUUCCCACGGCGGUCUCCGUCUCCUCGCCCCCGGCCCCGGCGCGGCACGGAUGCCAGCACGGUGAGGUGGAGCUGGGAGCGGCCUCCAGAACUGGUUUGGCCGGACCCGAGGAGGUGGCUGGGCUGGGCCAUACCGCGCUGUGAUGACGGUUCUGCCGGCGCGGCGCUCACGGCGCGGCUCAUCCCGGCACAACAUGGCACAGUUCAUCCCGGCACAACACGGCGCAGCCCAGCUUGGCACAUCCCAGCUUGGCCCACUUCAGCCCGGCAUGUCUCAGCCCAGCCCGGUUCAGCCCGCUUGGCUGGUUUCAGCCCAGUUUGCCCCAUUUUGGCUCUGUUCAGCCUUCUCACCCACCGCCUUGGCACCACCGAUCUCCCACUGGUGAUGCUGGAGCACUGGAGCGCUUCCCACACGGGAAAUGGAGGCGUGAGAGAUUCUCCAUUGUCUCAUAUGGAGCUGCGUUCUCCACUGCAGUGCCAAAUCUUUGGGCUGAGGAUGGCAGUACCGGCAGCACGCAGCCCCCUGGGGGUGGGCAGGAGCCAGGGGUGCCGGGGGGGCAGGUGGAGCAGUGCUGAGUCACCCCCACACUGACUCACAAAUCAUUCAUCUGAGCAUCAGUGAAACCCCACUGGGGCGCUGCUGGGUGAGAUCCAGCUGCAGCCCCCAUUCUCUGCCUUUCAGAUGAUGCCAUGGACGGGGGGGCCCAGCAGAGCUGCGUCCGGGACCCCCCCGGGGUGGGCAGCGUGGAGCAGGAGGGGGACGUGGGCGAGGGGCCGCCUGCCACCGAUCUGCGCCGCUCGCAGCCCCUCUUCAUCCACAGCACCAGCCGGCCGCUGUCAGAGGAGGAGCCACGCGCCUCAUCACUGCCCAACAUCCCCAAUCCCUUCCCUGAGCUCUGCAGCCCUUCCAACUCGCCAAUCCUCAACAGCCCCCCCGGCGGGCAGGGACCCCCUCGUGAAGGCGCCUGCCACAUGGUGAAGGUGUUCAGCGAGGACGGGUCGUGCCGCUCACUGGAGGUGUCAGCAGGCACAACAGCACGGCAGCUCUGUGAGAUGCUGGUGCAGAGGACGCACGCGCUGCAUGACCACAGCUGGGCCCUGGUGGAGCUGCACCAGCACCUGGCACUGGAGCGCUGCCUGGAGGACCACGAGUCGGUGGUGGAGGUGCAGAGCGCGUGGCCCCUCGGUGCUGACAGCCGCUUCGUCUUCCGCAAGAACUUCGCCAAGUAUGAGCUCUUCAAGAGCACCCCGCAGUCCCUCUUCCCUGAGGUGAUGGUGUCCAGUUGUCUGGAGGCAAAUAAGAGCAUGGCGCACUCGGAGCUCAUCCAGAACUUCCUGAACUCUGGGAGCUGCCCCGAGGUGCAGGGCUUCCUGCAGCUGCGUGAGGCCAGUCGCAAGGUCUGGAAGCGUUUCUACUUCUCCCUGCGCCGCUCGGGGCUCUACUACUCCACUAAGGGCACGUCCAAGGACCCCCGGCACCUGCAGUACUUCGCUGACCUCACCGAGUCCAACAUCUACUACGUGACACAGGGCAAGAAGCACUAUGGGACACCCACCGAAUUUGGGUUCUGCAUCAAGCCCUACAAGGUGCGCAGUGGGGUGAAGGGCCUGAAGCUGCUCUGCAGUGAGGAUGAGCAGAGUCGGACCUGCUGGAUGGCAGCAUUUCGCCUCUUCAAGUAUGGCAUGCAGCUCUACCGCAACUACCAGCAAGCACAAGCACGCCUGAGCCAGCACCCCUGGAUCACCCCCACGCCACUGGUGAGUGCCCCCCACCCCCUCCGGAGCGUGUCAGACAGCGCGCUGGUGGCCAUGGACUUCUCAGGGUGCACAGGGCGGGUGAUUGAGAACCCCAGCGAGGUGCUGACAGCAGUGCUGGAGGAGGCUCAGGCCUGGAGGAAGAAGACAACACACCGGUACAGCCUGCCUGCCGCCUGCCAGAGCUCCCCACUCAGUGCUGCCAUCCACCGCACCCAGCCGUGGUUCCACGGGCGCAUCUCGCGGGAGGACACCCAGCAGCUCAUCGGCCGCCAGGGGCUGGUGGAUGGCGUGUUCCUGGUGCGGGAGAGCCAGCGCAACCCCAAGGGCUUCGUGCUGUCCCUGUGCCACCUGCAGAAAGUCAAGCACUAUCUCAUCCUGCCAAGCGAGGAGGAGGGACGGCUCUACUUCACCAUGGAUGACGGACAGACCCGCUUUGCUGACCUCAUCCAGCUCGUGGAGUUCCACCAGAUCAACCGUGGCAUCCUGCCCUGCAAGCUGCGGCACUACUGCACCUGCGUGGCCCUAUGAGCCUGGCGCUGCCGGCACGGCUUGGCACAGCUCAGCAUGGCAUUGCCGGCAGAAAUUGGCACAGCUUGGCACGGCAUUGCUGGCAUAGGUUGGCACAGCUCAGUGCCAUGCAGCAGCACUGGCACAGCUCGACACAGCCAGCACGGCACAGCACAGCCCUGCCACCACACAAGGGCACCAUCGCAGCAGUGAGCGCAGGGACGAGAGGGGCUCACCCCACACCCUGCUGCUGUGGCCCCUCACACUCUUGCACUUUGUCCCCCCCAGCACCAGUCCCUCCAUUCUCACGGGGUCAUGGCUGCAGACCCCUCACCCCCAACUCCAGGGGGCUCGUGGAGAUGCUCUCCUCCCCAUCAGGAGGAUGCGAGGCUUGGGGUCCCCACCACACCUCCCCAUGCCCCCCCAAGGCCAGUUGA
Phasianus colchicus (ring-necked pheasant) is the source of this 4014-nucleotide messenger RNA. The record is from RefSeq and is a predicted model, not a curated record. NCBI's taxonomy places the organism in Eukaryota, Metazoa, Chordata, Aves, Galliformes, Phasianidae.